UGCAUUUGUCCGCGUCUUACACAGGGCUGCUUACAACUCCAAAAUGUCUACUCCAACAACCUACGUUCAAUGAUUGAAGGGCGCAGAAAUUGCCUGCCCCAGGCUCCCAUCUGCCUCACCGCCAACAACAGUCAUUCGCCUCAAAAAUAGUCUCCUCCUCCUUCGAGAUACCCAAACUCGAUACCGCCAGUAUUUUGAUUCCUUCUCCGACAUUUAAACGUUGCUUGUCGCCAAAAUGCCUAUGAACCGAGACCAGCUAGAAGCUCUCACGGAGAGGGACGUCCACGACCCCAUCCCCUCUGAACUCUUACAGCAGGCUUUGAGCACGCCGCCCUUCCUCCCCGUCCCCGAGCUCAUCAACAUCCGCGACCUCGGCGCCGUGCCCGGCUCCGGCGUCCGUCAAGGUCUCGUCUACCGCUGCGGCAUGCUCGAAGUCGCCAACCAGAACCCAGAGGCGCUCGAUUGGCUGGCCGCCAACGUGAAGCGGGUUUUUGACGUUCGUAGCUCUGCGGAACGUGGGAAGCAUCCCGAUCCAGAGGUCGCAGGGGUUGCAAACACAUGGCUGGAAAGCGCGGGCACUCACACCCCGCCUGACCUGAAUGAUUUUGUCGAGGCCGGGGGCGAAGUUGGACUUCGGAAGGAGUAUCUCAAGGUCCUUGACUUAUACCAGCCCAUCUACCGAGCCAUAUUGGAGCACGUUCGUGACAAGCCCGAGGAAUCUUUUCUCUUUCACUGUACCGCCGGAAGAGACCGCACAGGCGUGAUGGCAGGUCUCCUACAAUCUCUCGCGGGCACCGCGCCCGAAGACGUCCGCUUCGACUACAUGCUCUCGCGCAUCGGCACCGAGCCAGCGAGGGAGCGGCUCCUCCAGCAGGCCCGUGCCGGCGGCGGUAGUCUCGCUUUCGAACAGCACCGAGGCUUCUACAACCUGUGCAGCCUACGGACGUCGUGCUGGGAUGCGUUUGUCGCAGCGCUGCAGGAAGCGCACGGCGGCUGGGAGGGGUACGUCGUUGGGGCUCUGGGGUUUUCGAGCGACGAUUUGGCUAGGAUCAAGGAUAACCUUUCAGGGCGCGGAGACUAGACGUCUUGGACUGUAUUGAUGGUUGGAGCCUAUGGCAACCAUGUGCUGUUCAAGGGUUUCUCAAGGCACCAUGAAUACAAUCAAUCUCUGAGAAGGUUCAGUGGCGCGGUCACCUCGAUGGUGAUGUCCUCGACGUAAGGAAAGUAAUACCGCCGCGCUGGUUCCUUCUCCCCCACGCAGGGCAGUAAGCAGAAGUUCCACUGAACCAACCCCUUUCAUCAUUGUAAAUGGAAGUGUGAAGGGCGUAAAGGGUGUCUCAAACUGGCGGAAACAUACCGCAGCAAUCCGCCAGCCCACAUCUUACCUCCACCGAUGGCCAUAUCAGGAGAAUAGCCUAAAGAACAAUCCCAUACGAACGAGGAAGGCUCGGCAUGGAGUCGCUCUUUUUCACCGCACUCAAUGCGGUCCUCGCUGUGGUGGAAAGAGCCAACUCUGCCAAGCCAUAUACUACUUAGCCUUAGCUGUAGACGUUGUAGACAGAAGCACAGGGGCGUUGAUGAGGAUAAGAUUUCC
Messenger RNA from Colletotrichum scovillei, 1594 nucleotides. RefSeq lists its product as uncharacterized. Gene Ontology annotation, biological process: dephosphorylation. Gene Ontology annotation, molecular function: phosphoprotein phosphatase activity. The transcript is spliced from 2 exons. Bases 236 to 1081 code for a protein of 281 amino acids. Lineage: Eukaryota; Fungi; Ascomycota; Sordariomycetes; Glomerellales; Glomerellaceae. The record is from RefSeq and is a predicted model, not a curated record.